CCUCUAAAUCCAUUCCCCCAUCCACCACCUUCCUCCACCUCUCUCUCUCUCUCUCUUCCCCCCAUCCCACUUUACUCCCUUCACCACAGCUCCCUCUCUCCCUCCAUUUUCCUUGGGAGAAACCACCAGCAAAACGACACCGUUCCACAUGCUGUGAUAUGGCCAUAGCGGACCAGAGAUCACCAACCGAUAAUACUCCCAGCAACAACAACAGUAAAGUGUGGGGAUUCUUAAAGCUGCCGUUUUUAGGAGGAAGCAACACUAAUACGACACCCUCUUCUUCUACUACUAACACUCCUACUUCAACGAUGAUGAUGAUGCAGCAGCAACAGCAGCAGCAGCACCACCACCAUAAUCACCAGCCCAACUCCCUAAUCGAAGGAUCCAAUCCUCCUCUUGCUUCCAAUUCUGUCUCUUCUGUUGCUAGAUCGCUGUUGCCGACACGUCGUCGUCUUAAACUCGAUCCUUCUUCCAAGCUUUACUUUCCUUAUGAACCUGGCAAGCAGGUUCGCAGUGCCAUCAGGAUUAAAAACACUUGCAAGUCACAUGUAGCUUUUAAGUUUCAAACAACUGCACCGAAAAGCUGUUUCAUGCGUCCUCCAGGGGCUAUUCUUGCACCUGGGGAAAGUAUCAUAGCUACAGUCUUCAAGUUUAUUGAACUCCCAGAAAUUAACGAGAAACCAAUGGAGCAGAAGAGCAGGGUUAAAUUUAAAAUCAUGAGCCUGAAGGUGAAAGGGGUCAUGGACUAUGUACCUGAGCUGUUUGAUGAGCAGAAAGAUCAAGUAGCAGUAGAGCAAAUAUUGCGGGUUUUUUUUCUAAAUCCAGAGCGUCCUGGUCCUGCUUUGGAAAAGUUGAAGCGCCAGUUGGCUGAUGCUGAUGCAGCUCUUGAGGCACGCAAGAAACCUCCAGAAGAUGCAGGUCCGAGGAUUAUUGGUGAAGGACUAGUGAUAGAUGAAUGGAAAGAGCGAAGGGAAAGAUACCUUGCUCGGCAGCAGGUUGAAGGAGUAGACUCGGUAUAGAGGGGCAGUUGUCUUCAAGGUGCCUUUGUAUGAUGAAUGGAUACAAUCCACCAUUCAGUAAAGUCCUUCAACCUUUUCAUGUAAUGCAAAGGUUAUUUUGUGUUCUGUGAAUCAUGUAGGAAACUUCAGCAUGGUGUGUAAAAAGGAAAAAAAUGUGAGAUGAAUUCUGUGAUUUGAGGAAUUGAAACUUUUUCGUUCAACAGCGUCCUGUAGAUAAUUGUGAUUUUGUUAUCCCAUUUCAGAAAUAAACUGAUCUUUACUCAAA
Populus trichocarpa (black cottonwood) is the source of this 1284-nucleotide messenger RNA. RefSeq names its product vesicle-associated protein 4-2. The transcript is spliced from 7 exons. The record is from RefSeq and is a predicted model, not a curated record. NCBI's taxonomy places the organism in Eukaryota, Viridiplantae, Streptophyta, Magnoliopsida, Malpighiales, Salicaceae. Gene Ontology annotation, biological process: endoplasmic reticulum membrane organization. Gene Ontology annotation, cellular component: endoplasmic reticulum membrane; plasma membrane. The coding region runs from base 159 to 1019 and encodes 286 amino acids.